AUGUUGUUGUGGGUGUGGUUUCUCUGGCUCCACGCCGCCGCCGCCGUCCGCCACAUCAAGACGCUGUCGCUUUUGACAUGUAUGGACAACUCCCAGUUCACCGCCACCAACUUCGACGUCAUCUUCUACCCUGGGAACAACACCAUCUACAUCGACGUGCUGGCGCUCUCGCUGAUCGCUGAAAACACGUUCAUGGAGGCCGAGGUCAACUUGAUCGUGUACGGGUUCAACGUGCUCAAUAAGAACUUCAGCUUCUGCAGUUUCAACCAGAAGCAGAUCUGUCCCUUUCAGCCGGGGCAUAUCGACCUCCAGAAUACUAAGAUCGAGGUGCUGAAGGACGUCACCCGCCAGAUCCCCGGGAUCGCCUACACCGUCCCCGACCUCGACGCCAGGGUCAGAGUGCUUUUCCGGUCGAACACGUCGCUGGAAGUGCUCGCGUGUGUCGAGGCGGUGUUGCUGAACGGCAAGUCCGUCCAGACCAAGUACGCCUCGUGGCCCAUCGCCGCCGUGUCCGGUGUUGGGGUGAUCACGUCGUGGCUCGUCGGUCUCUUUGGUUACUCGUCCACUGCUGCCCACAUCGCGCUGAACUCGCUCUCCCUCUUCGUCUACUUCCAGCUGGUGGCGUUGGUGUCGAUGCAGGCGGUGGCCCGGGCGCCCCCGAUCGCUUGUGCCUGGGCGCAGAACUUCAUGUGGUCGGUAGGGAUCAUGAAGGUGGGGUUCAUGCAGGACGUCGCCAAUUGGUACGUCCAGCUGACGGGGGGCACCGCCUCCGAUAUCCUCGACUCCGCCGGGCUGAGACUCUCGAUUUCCGUACAAAAGAAGCGUGACUCGAGCUACUACGACCAGCUCAGCCAGUUAUACCAAAAGGCGGUCAAAAAGGACCACUUGACGUUGUUUAAACGGUUCUCGUUGGUGAUGGAUAAAGACCGCUACACUUACGACUACAGCUCGGGGCUCUACUCCACCGACGAAAAAGACCCUAAUUUGGCGUCAAAGAUCUUGGUGUUGCGGGGGAUGCAGCGAGUCGCCUACCUUGCCGGCAUCGAAAUCACCCUGUUCUUCAUGACCCUGAUCAUGUUCUUGUUGUUUGUGCUUUUCUGCAUGUUGGUGGUGUGGUUCAUCAUCCACCAAAUCAUGCUUAUCAGCCGCUACGCGCGUAAGCGUAAGGGCAAGAGCGUCGAUCACAACCCGCUGUUCUCGUUGGUGUCGCUGUGGCCAGAAGUCAUCAAAGGCUCGUUGUACCGGUUGUUCAUCGUGUCCCUUCCCCAAAUCAUCGUCAUGUGUGUGUGGCAAUUCUUUGAACGCGACUCGGCCGGGACCAUCGUCUUCGCCGCCAUCCUCUUAUUCUGCUGGUUGUUGACGCUUAUCUACGCCACGGUCAUGGUGUUUAUCCAAGGGAUCAAGUCAAUCAGAGAAAUGGGUAACCCCGCCGCCAAAUUGUACAGUGAUCUGAAGUUUUUGCUCAAGUUCGGCUUCAUCUACACUCAAUUCAGAGCCGACCGGUUCUGGUGGACGGGUAUCUCCUUGUUUUACAUCAUCUUUAAGGGGUUGAUGAUCGCUUGUUUGCAAAACCACGGUAAGGCGGGGGCGCUCAUUGUCUUCAUCACCGAGUUCUUUUACCUCAUCGGCAUCUGCGUCGUUCGCCCCUAUAUGGAUACCCCCACCAACGCCUUCAACAUCGUGCUUGCCAUUAUCAAUUUCCUCAACGCGUUCUUCUUUGCCUUCUUCUCCAACAUCUUCACCCAGCCUGCUGCGGUGUCGUCGAUCAUGGGGAUUAUUUUCUUUAUUUUGAACGCGGUGGUGGCGCUUGUGCUUCUUUUGUGGACGUGUAUCACCUGUUUGAUUGCUCUUCUCAGUCGCAACUCCGAUGGUCGCUACCGUCCCACGAAGGAUGACCGGGCGUCGUUCCUCAACCCGAUGUACGCUAAGCGUCGUCUGGGUCUCAUCUUCACUAAGCAUAAGGGCGAUGAGUUGCAGAACUUGGGCCAGACGGUGAUGAAGAACGAACCGGAAAACCCCCAAUAUAAGGACCUGAACCUGUUGGCCGACGUCGACCUGGUGUGGAUGAAGCUGAAGGCUCAGGAAUACCGCCAGCGACCCCACUCCUACGUGACUCCCGACGAUAGUCUGGCCACGUUCGUGUUCGGCACUGACUCGCUGCUCCCGCCAAGACACUCGCAACCGAGCGACGAGUAUAUCCAGCAACCCCUCUCGACGAUAGGGGGGCUCUCUUAUAAUGAUGGCUACCCUAGCACUCGCUACCCCCAUCAAGCUGCCAACACUUCGGCUACUGCCACUGCUAAUAACGGCUCUUACUCCGGCGUUAAUAGCGGGUCUAACUCUGGUUCCAGUACCGGCUACAACAGUGCGUUCGCCAACACUGCUACCAAUACCACCGGUGGAGCGGUGGACAAUAGUCAUAACGAUUAUGGGUACCUGCUGAGAAAUACCUAUCAACCACCGACCAACGGAGGGUACCUGCUGGGCACCAACGCCUACCAGCAGGACACUUCCUACCUGAACAAUCAACGGUACAAUAAUGGAGGGCCUCAUGUUCCCGGGUUUGAUUUUAGCCACUAA
Messenger RNA from Diutina rugosa, 2580 nucleotides. RefSeq names its product transient receptor potential ion channel family protein. Gene Ontology annotation, biological process: transmembrane transport; fungal-type cell wall biogenesis. NCBI's taxonomy places the organism in Eukaryota, Fungi, Ascomycota, Pichiomycetes, Serinales, Debaryomycetaceae. The transcript has a single exon. Bases 1 to 2580 code for a protein of 859 amino acids. The record is from RefSeq and is a predicted model, not a curated record.